AUGACCAGCAGCUAUAAGCCACGCAGCAGCGACGAGGCACUCGCCGAGCAGUUGAGUCUGGCCCGGAGCACCGGAAGUGGCACCAAGCCCCUAAGCGGCGGCACGCCCAUCUAUCGCCAGAUAUCUGGCGCCAUGGCAACCCUGCCACGCCAUGACACCGAGUCGUCCAUCUCCCGAACCUGCGUCUACAUUGGCGGCGCCUCAAAUCCAAAUCCCACACCAGUUUCCGCCACCUUGGAUCGCCGCCAGCCGCACCGCAUGUCCUGGCUGAAUAUGCGCAGGGCCAAGGCCGAUGCGGAGCUGGCCGCCAUCACACCCUCGCCGCAGACCACACGCAGCUGCAUCUCCACGGUGUCCAGUGUGGUGGACAGCGGCGGGGGACGCACCACCGCCACCUCGGGUCGCAUCAGCUCCAGCGGCAUUGUCACACUCAGCGGCAGCAACAACACGCUGAGCGAGAUACAUGGCGGCUACCACGAUCACGAUGUGCACCACGAUCUGCAUCACGAUGGAGUGUCCAAGAACUACUCCGUCUCCGGAGUGCACAACAUCACAACGGCCAGCAAUGCCAAGCUGCUGCCAGCCGCCGAGGAUGAGGCCAACAAGCAGACGAAAUGCUCCGUGUUCCGUGGCCUUGUGCUCUGUCUGUGCCUCAAUGUGAGCUUUGCGAAUGUUGUGCGCUUCCCACGCGAGUUGGACCGCUAUGGAUCGGCGUAUCUGGUGCCGUAUGUGGUUUUGCUGUUUCUAGUCGGGCUGCCCAUGAUGCUGCUGGAGAUAUCUGUGGGUCAGUUUCUGGGCCAGGGAGCGGCGCACACUUGGCGCGCCUCGCCCAUAUUCAAAGGCGCAUGCAUCGUGAGUCGCUUUGCCUCUUGGUUGUCUGCCAUUUGGGUGUCCCUACAGGCCGUGCUGGCAUUGGCCUACAUCGGGAUGUUCGCCUCCAAUGCGCUGCCAUUUCGGGAGUGUGCCGGACCCGUCAAGCUGAGAACUACUGGCUAUCUGGUGACGGGCACCAGCGGACAGGAGUGCCUGCAGCUGACAUUUCUGACGCCCUUUUGGCGUAAUCCGCUCUACUUUGGCCUACUGGCAGCCGGCCUAAUUGGUCUCUGGAUUGUGGUAAUGCUGUGCACCCACAAUGCCAAGAUACUGCGUCGCAGCCUCUUCGUCUAUGGGCUGAGUGGCUUGGUCCUUCUCUGCGCCUUAACCGGUUGGGAGGUGCGCAACUCCUUCAGUCGCCACUACUUUCCAGAGCUGUGGGGUUUCGAUCCUACGCUUCUGCUCGAGAGCAACAUCUGGUUCAAUGCCUUGAUGCAGGUUCUCUUUGCACUCAACUGUGGCUUUGGCGCCCUGCCCAUGGUCACGGGCAAGUUCCUGUACAAGGGAGACGCAGUGCGCACCUCCGUGGUGUAUCUCUGCUUCAACCUGCUGAUCAAUGCCAUUGCCGUGACGCUGUUCAUGGUGCAGUUUGAUCUCUCGGCGAACGGCUACCAGUUGAUGGAGGAGCUCAAGCCGCUGACGGCCAUCUACGAUCGUGUGCUGAAUGGCUCCCGGGAGGGAGAGAGCGAUGUGCUGCAGCACCUCGUGCCCGCCUUGAUCUACGCUUUGAUCAUCCUCUCGGCCAUGGUGUCCAUCACGGUGGCUGUGUACACGUCAACGCGCCUCGUGCCUCGUCGCCCCAACUACGUCAUCUGCCUGAUCGCCCUCGUUGUAGCCGUCAUGUCCUUUGCGGCGCCCAAGUUCAUCAUUGCUCGGGUGCUUGACUCGCGUCUCGUGGGCACCAUGGUCGUGACAGCGCUGGUCUUUGAGCUGAUUGCCAUAACGUGGAUCUACGGAGCGAAGAAUAUCUACACGGAUCUCGAGUUCUCCAUUGGUCGGCCCAUCUUCAAGGUCUGGAUGUUCCUUUGGGUCACAUGUCCGGCCGUGCUCACGGGGAUACUCGUGUGGUGGUGCGCCGACGACGAUCAGUACGAUCUGCUGGCGGAGUAUCUGCCACGCUGGGCGCCCAUACUGUUCGUGCUGGGAGUGAUCCUCAUCAUUGCCUGCAUCCAGAUCUUCCGCCAGGUGGAGUACAAUUUCUUCGGCAUGAUCUGCGAGGCCUCCAAGCCGGCCAAGGAGUGGGGUCCAGCCGAUCCGCUGGCACGCCACUCCUGGAAGCAGUGGCGCUCCGUCUGCCAGGACACGGGACGUCGGGACUUUACACUGCGCCGACGCGGCACUCGCGACUACACGCACUCCAUCAAGAAGGGCCAGUACUCGAGUGCGCAGAAGUACGGCGUCCAGAACGGCAGCCAGACACAGACGCCCAUGCACCAGCAGACCCACUGGAAGUCCUCGACGCCGGGCAACAGUUCGCCCAACUACAGCGGCUCCAUGUUCGGGGACUCGGCCAUCGAGGAGGACAUCAGCGUGGACAAGUAUCCGGGCAUCACGCAGCAGCAGCAGUACGUGCCAUUCCAGGCCAGCGACGCCAAACCGAUGAGGUAUUCCCAGCGUAUGCGGCAGACAGCGCAGCCUCAGACCCUCACAAGGCUGCCACCACCAGCGACGGCGACGGCGACGGCGGCAGGGCCCACCACAGUGGAGAAGCACCGCGAGGUGGUGUACAUCCGUCGCCUCUCCGACGGCGGCACUGACUCCGGCCACGCCACACGCAUCGAGAUUUCGCCCUCGAACGAAUCCAUUACCUAUGGGAAUGGCAAAACCAACAACAACUCGUCGCUGGCCAUGUCCAGGAAUCCGCUGGGACGCUCCACGGGCUGCCUGGCACCCACACAGCCUCCGCCACCACCCAGAGUCCAUGUGAAGCGUUCGGCCAGCUCGGUGGUCAAUGUGAAUGGAAAGCUGCCACCGCCGACAUCCGCAGCAGCCGGAGAUCACAUUUGCUGGCGGAAGUUUAACGUCAAUCCGGAGGAAUACUCCACGGAGCUGUGAACCGAAGUAGGGGAAGAAAACGAAGCAUUCACAUUAAAAAAAGACUUGUUGCAUCCAAAAGAAAUGUAUCUGUAAGCUGUACGAGUAUUGCAUCUACAACUACCCCGUAACCCCCAUACGAUAAGCUAACGAAUAACGAAUUAUGCGGCAUAAAAGUGUAUCUUCUAGUUCCGAAACUGUACAUAGGGAGAGAGUAACGAGAGAGGAGUGUGAGCAGGCAUAGUUCUACGAUCUAGUUCCUUAGAAUAAGUCAAGAAAAUUCCGUUGUCAUUACUUGGAGUAACUGGAGUAGAUCCUGCACUGAUCUACCCACCACAUAUAGUCUAAGCACUUUUUGAUGUGUAAAAAAGGAAACCAUUUAAAGCAUUAUUAUUUAGCUACUAGUUAGUUACUUUAACGAGUGGAUGAUCGAUCUGUUAAUGUGUAAACUGUGUGCCUGAAACAUAAAAACAUUGAAUUAUAAUGAAUCCUAGUUGUUAGUUAGUCCCUUAGUCUGACACAAUGAAUAUCCUAAGAAUCGGAAUCCGAUGUUAAGUUAAUUGUAAACACAACGAUGUCGAAAACGAUCUUAUAUAAAUACAACAAUAAAUAGUACGUUUAGUAAAUUA
Drosophila subobscura is the source of this 3536-nucleotide messenger RNA. RefSeq names its product sodium-dependent nutrient amino acid transporter 1 (gene blot). Bases 1 to 2928 code for a protein of 975 amino acids. Gene Ontology annotation, biological process: sodium ion transmembrane transport. The record is from RefSeq and is a predicted model, not a curated record. Gene Ontology annotation, cellular component: membrane. Lineage: Eukaryota; Metazoa; Arthropoda; Insecta; Diptera; Drosophilidae. The transcript is spliced from 5 exons.